Molecule: messenger RNA, 2768 nt
Organism: Erpetoichthys calabaricus (reedfish)
Lineage: Eukaryota; Metazoa; Chordata; Cladistia; Polypteriformes; Polypteridae
Product: zinc finger protein OZF-like
Exons: 2
Coding region: 744-2096 (450 amino acids)
Source: RefSeq, a predicted model, not a curated record
AGGAAAGCAUACAUGCUUUGGAAGUCCAGGCAAGAGCAGUGGCCAAUAAGCUAUGAAGAAAAGUUGCAAAAGCUAACUCAAAUGUGUUUUGGUGCAGUUUUAAAUUUAUUCUACUAUGUUCUUUCUACAGAGAGAAAAAAAUUCUGCCAUUUAUCGAAACCCAUACAAAAUGGAGGAGAAGCAUCUGGCAGUCCAGGAGACUUGUGCAAUGGAAUGCAAGCUUGACUGAGCAACCUUGGAAGAGACCAGUAAUAAGCCAUGCAUGAGUUGCUAAGCUGACUGGCAUUGUCACUUCAGAGUUUUCUGUCCUAUGCUACUCCGGGACUGAUGUUUUGGAUGUAUGCUGUGAUGUGAACUUUUCAAAUCUGAAUGUGGAGGCACACCAACAACCAAAAAAACAAGGGCGCUAGUCCUGAUUGUACCAUUAAGUAGCCCAAUGGAGUCCGAGUGAAAAAGAGGUGGAGUAUGUUUGGCUGUUGUGUUUUGUAUAAAAGCAAGAUGAAGGUCGCUUAUGGAUAAUCGGAGAGGCUUCAUACACUUGUAACCGUCAUGCCUUGCUAUCGGCUCCUUUCUGUUGCUGCUAAUUAGAGGUGUUUGCUAUUUUUUUCCCCAAAACACUCCCAUACUCAAUAUAAAGGACAUCUGUCAAGAUUACAAUAUUAAAGUUCAAGCUUCCCCUACACUAGAAAACGAGGAAGUGGAGAAUCUGGCAGUGCACAGGAGUCUCGCUUUCAUGUGUUGCCAUGGAAGACAAAAGUAAUGCAAACAUUAAGGAAGAAGACUGUGAAUGGGAAUGUAUGCAAGAUCAGACCAGUGUUAACAUCACUGAGGAAUAUAAGAUUUGUAAAUGGGGAUCGGUAGCCUCUGACCCAACCCCUGAUACCUCAGACUUGCCAGAGAAUAAAGUUAUAAACUGUGUUAAGGAAGAACAUCUUAAAUCGGAGUCUGUGUCUAAGCAUGUAUGUACAGAUGAAGAACCUGCUGGAACAGGCUUCAUGAAAAGUGAACCUCCUGCCGUCCAGAAUAAUUCAUUCCAGGUGAAGACUGGAUCUUUGGAUUCUGAUAUGGAAAGGAGUGAGAAAGCAACAUGUUCAAGGUAUUCAGGAGAAGAUUUACAAGGAAAUGGUACCUUCUCCACGUCUUCAUUUCCACAGACAUCUCUUCCCUUUAGACCACAGCAAAAUGAAAACUUGAGAUCUGAAUCAGGGGUGUUGUUACUGGUCCCAUUAGAGUAUUAUUCUUUGUCUGUUGCAAAAAUAAGUGUAGACACAGUCGGCACCCAACAGCAGGUGUAUGGCAAAAAUUCAACACCUUUGCAUGUUUACCAAGGGCAGGCAAACCCUUCUGAACAAAAAUCUAAAACUAAACGUAAGUUGAAUCGUACUGGACAGAAGCUGCUCAGCUGUUCAGAGUGUGGUAAACAAUUCUUCAGCAGUAGCAAUCUUAAAACCCACAGAAGAAUUCAUACAGGAGAGAAGCCAUAUUCCUGUUCUGAAUGUGGUAAACGAUUUAUUCAAAUAGGCCAUCUUCGUACCCACACUAAAAUUCACACUGGUGAGAAACCAUAUUGCUGUCCAGAAUGUGGCAAAGGCUUUGUCACUAGAAAUAGGCUUCAGAUCCAUGCAAGAAUUCACACGGGAGAGAAGCCAUAUUGCUGUCCCGAAUGUGGAAAAGCAUUCAUCACCAGAAACCGGCUUCAGAUCCACACAAGAAUUCACACUGGGGAGAAACCAUAUUGGUGCUCCCAUUGUGAAAAACGAUUCUCUGACAAACGUGGCCUGCAGUUACACACAAGGAUUCACACUGGAGAAAAGCCAUAUUGCUGUUCUGAAUGUGGCAAACAGUUCUCCCAAAUAGGCACUCUCCAGACCCAUGUGAGAAUUCAUACUGGAGAGAAGCCUUUUUCCUGUUCUGAAUGUGGGAAACAGUUCUCACAAAUAGGCAAUCUGAGGACCCACAUGAGAAUUCAUACUGGGAAGAAGCCAUUUUGCUGUUCUGUAUGUGGCAAAGAACUUGCUGACAAACGUGGUCUUCAGUUACACACAAGACUUCAUUUUGGAGAGAAGCCAUAUAGCUAUUCUGAUUGCUGGAAAUAAUUUGGGAUCAACUGUAAUCGUCAGGUCCAUAAAAGAAUUCACACUGGGAUCAGUACACCAUGACUAAUAAGAGGUUUGCUUACCUCUUGACUAUAUGAAAGACUAAACCUAAUUAAGAAAUUAACCCCAAGAGAGACAAUUCUCUGAUGAACCUAGUCCUUCACUACAUCCAAGAAUUCACACUGGAGAACAAGGAAGAACAAGAAAAUUGCUAUAUGCAUAUCAACUAACCUUUUAGAAAUGGUACAUUCAGCCCAAGUCUCUCUGUGCAAAAUCUAGAGGUGGCAUAGGCCUGUUGUUGGAUCUGUAGGUAUAGUCUAUUUUAAUUGGACUUCAGGCUUAUCUGAUGUACUUAAGAUCAAGAUAGGUAGGAAGUGGUCAAGCGUGAAGUAAAGUCUAAGUUAACUUUCGUUAUCAAAUUAGCCCAUCAUUAAACGGAUGACCCAGGGUCCCACUAUACAAAGGCAAUGCAGUUCUCUACUAUUUAAAAAAAAAAAAAAAAAAAAAGCCACCUCGGCCCCAGUAGGCAAUUUAGAAAUCAAGAAAGAAUUUUAACUGUUGUGUUGGACAAAGUAUAGGGUGGUCCAGAUCUAAUUAUACAACUUUUAAUGUAAUGCAGGAAAACAAUGCAAGACAAAAGAAUUGUUUGAAAUAUCUUGUAAUAAACGAAUG